Messenger RNA from Vespa mandarinia (Asian giant hornet), 2642 nucleotides. Its product is annotated as protein phosphatase 1 regulatory subunit 7-like. The record is from RefSeq and is a predicted model, not a curated record. NCBI's taxonomy places the organism in Eukaryota, Metazoa, Arthropoda, Insecta, Hymenoptera, Vespidae.
UUAACCGAGACCAAGUCGUUGAAGGACAUACAUGAGAAAUAUCAGGAAAAGGAGAAACGCCUUAAGAAGUUACUGCACGAGAUCGGAACGUUGAGAUUACAGGUGAGACCGUACAAUGUCACUAUCCUGUAACGUUUAUCGUUAAACAGUCUAAAAGUUUCCAAGUGACGUUAAAAGAAAAUGAAGAAUUGAUCGCUUCGGAGGGACGAGUGUCGUCGCUCAUCGAAUGUCAGGAAAAAAGAUUAAAGGAGAGAGAAGAAAUGGCCUCUCUGUGUUUUCAAGUAAUAAACCGUAGUACGCGUUGUGCGCAUUGUAAAUACAACGUUGCGUUUAAUAUUAAUCAUUUUCGUUAGGUCACUUGUCGACAGUUAAAAUUGCACAUGCGCCACUGCGGUAAUCUAUAUCUACGAGAACAUAAAAACAACGGCGAGGGUUUAAUGAAAAUUUGUCAGACGACUCUGGAGGAAUCAUUGUGUCCUUUCGCGAAUAAGUAAGACGUUCGAAUUUCCAUAAACGUAUAUUGCCAUCAACGUUCCCCAUUGAUUAGUGUCACAGGUAUAACGGGGAUACUAUUGUAUCGGGUUACGGAGAUUUUUCACAAGGAGAUCAGCGAGUAUCGUAUUUGGAACGAUCAAGUUGAGGAUUUAUGCAAAAACGAGAAUGGUUCGAAGCUUCUAGCCAUUGUACCAGGAGUACGAAGUAUUCGGGAAUGGCCGAUGAACGUGCUCAAGCGCGGAUUUUAUAAACAAGUAGCGAAACUAAUCUGUAAACCGCCGUACUUUUUUCUUUUCUUUUCUUCUUCUUCUUUUUUUUCUUUUUUUUGUCCUUUUUCUUUGAUCUUUUUUUUCUAGAAAAGAAUCCGCCUAACGAAUUGUUCGGCCAUUGCCGACCUUAAAUUUCACGAGAAACUUUCAAAGCGAGAGAAGACAAAGGCAGAUCCCUGCGAGAAACGAAGGAUUUCUAUACUUUUGCGCGUACCUUUUCAUCGUUGUACCGUGACGUAAGUAUCCCUAUUUCUCGAUUCGUGACAGCUUGAAUCGCAUCUGAAUCGACGUACGCGCGGUUAAGGGAACGAUACACCGACGAAUUUCAUCGAGCGAAAGCGAGGCAAUGCGAGAACGUUCACCGACCGUGCCAAAUGUACGUUCUGACGAGAGAAGCAAACUUGUCGGACGCGAUAUUCGUGGCCGAAUACGAAUAUGUAUUCGAGGUAUUGAAAUAUCUGUAAGCGCACAUACAUUGUACGUUACGUACUGGGCGUAUAAUGAAAAAAAGAAAAAAAGAAAAAAUCUUGUACCGCAUAGAACGAUUCGAUCGAGAACGAUAGGAGGGAGGAGAAAAUAGAAUGGGGUGCGAUGAUGCAUCCACCGGCGUCCUCGUCGUUCGAACGUUUAACCAAACGCAAGAUCUCGUUGUGCCUUAGAAUCGACGAGGAGAAACUUUUGACAUUGAGGAAGAUAUGUUUAUCCGGGCAAGGUAUAAAGGGCCUGCUUGAGUAUUCACUCGAAUUGCCGAACUUGAGCGAACUCGAUCUUUCCUACAAUCGUCUCGAUGAAUUUCCAAAUUGGCGAAUGAUCGUUCACGUUAAGAAAAUGAACGUCAGUUUCAACGACAUACGGUCGAUCAAGAUGAAGGAAAAAUUGUUCGCGUUGGAGGAGCUUGACCUUUCGUGGAAUUGUCUGACGAAAUGCAGAAAGAGUCUCGAAACGUUGAAAACAUUCGUUCCGAGCCUAAAGACAUUGAACCUUGAAAGAAAUCCUUUCUCCGACAUUGUCGAACGCGAUAAAAUUGUCCUAUUGACCGGUAUAUACUUUCCCAAUAGGACCGAGGAUAACUCGUUGGAAGGUAAAUCGUUGGUAAAUGAAAAGAUUUACGGCCUAAAGGUAAUCCGCAAUACUUUGGCGGAGCUUUACGAUGGUCGACAAACGACCAUUCCUAUGUCCCACUCCCCGAUUGGCCGGGUGCACCUGAAGAAGCCGUCGGUGCAUUUGACACGAUUACAUCUGAUCGACAAUUGCAUAACCGAUCUCGACGGUCUUACGCAGGAACACUUGCCGAGAUUGAAGUGCCUCGAUCUUACGAACAAUCUGAUAACGUCCUUGCGACCGAUGGGCUCGUACAAGACGAUAAUUGAGUUUUAUUGUGCCCACAACGAGAUUAGGAGAUUGCACGAAAUCGAGAAUCUUAAAAACUGGGAAAAAUUACAAAUCGUCGAUCUUAGCUACAAUCCGAACGAAUCCGCGAUUUCUUACAACGAUUUUCUCAUAUUUCAUUUGAUCGAUCUAAAGGUAAUAAUUUUCCACGUUAAUUCGUUCAACUAAGUUCGCUUCUCGUUUAUUUCCCAUCUAACCUCCUCCCUCAGUAUGUUUCCGGACAAUGCGUGGAAAGGUCAAGCAUCGUGGAAGCGAGAAACGUCCUUGGUAAUAUAUUGGAUCAAACGAUGUUGCUGACGAUGAAUCUCGCUGAAAAAUUGACGAAUAUCAGACAAUUGGACAUCGUCAGGUGUUCCAUAAAAAAGGUCGCUUUCGAACGAGCAAACUGUUUGAAAAAUCUUUGAAAAUAUUUUCCGUCGUUCUUUCACAGAUAAAUUUACCGUCGUAUUUGUUACCUCACUUGGAGAGCUUGGAUCUGAGUAGAAAUCA